AUGCCCGUCGCCGUCCCACCCGCAUCGACGUCGCAGGCCAACAUCUGGGUCGCCGCCGGCGAGGGCGACCUGGCGCGCGUGCAGGCGCUCGUCGAGGGCGGCCUCUCGCCGACGGUGGCCGACAGCAACACAUACACGCCCGUGCAUGCCGCCGCCUCGUACGGCCAGCACGCCGUCCUCCGCUACCUGCUCAGCCACGCCUCGGCGCCCGCCGACGCUGCCAACGUGCGCGACUCGGACGGCGACACGCCGCUCUUUGUCGUCGAGGACAUCCCCUCGGCCAUGCUGCUGCUGCAGCUCGGCGCCGACGCCAAGCUGACAAACGAGGCCGGCGAGACGGCGGCUGAGACGGCCGAGGAGAAUGGCCACGAGGACCUGGCGGCGUACCUGCGCAGCCUCACCGGCGAGAAGCCGCUGUACGACCGCAGCGGCGCCGCUGCAGCUGAGGAAGAGGCGGAAGGCGCAGCAGAAGGCGCCUCGGGCCUCUCCGCCGAGGCCGAGGCGGCUGCCGAUGCGCGCGCCGACGAGCUCAUGGCGCAGGUCGAGGCGCUGCUCGCCGCCGCAGCGCUGCGCACGGGCGGCGGCACCGACGGCGAGGAGCUCGAGCUGACGCAGGACGAGGAGCAGCGGCUGCGCGACCUCGUCGGCGAGAGCGUGCUGCAGCAGAUCCGCGAGGGCUGGGUCGGCGCCGAGCAGGCAGAGGCAGACGGUGCAGGCGAGGCGGUGCAGGCGAGUGGUGCGGCAGAAACAGCUGAGGCGGCAAAGGCAGAGGACAUGGACGCUGCGUCAAGGAAGCCGGACGGGCCAGAGAGCAGUCGCGUCGCCGACGAGGCAUGA
Tilletiopsis washingtonensis is the source of this 837-nucleotide messenger RNA. RefSeq names its product ankyrin. Gene Ontology annotation, cellular component: pi-body. Gene Ontology annotation, biological process: piRNA processing. NCBI's taxonomy places the organism in Eukaryota, Fungi, Basidiomycota, Exobasidiomycetes, Entylomatales. The record is from RefSeq and is a predicted model, not a curated record. Gene Ontology annotation, molecular function: protein binding. The transcript is spliced from 4 exons. The coding region runs from base 1 to 837 and encodes 278 amino acids.